Molecule: messenger RNA, 5092 nt
Organism: Pseudomyrmex gracilis
Lineage: Eukaryota; Metazoa; Arthropoda; Insecta; Hymenoptera; Formicidae
Product: nuclear pore complex protein Nup153-like
Exons: 8
Coding region: 177-4802 (1541 amino acids)
Biological process (GO): RNA export from nucleus; protein import into nucleus
Cellular component (GO): nuclear pore
Molecular function (GO): structural constituent of nuclear pore
Source: RefSeq, a predicted model, not a curated record
AGCGCCCCGAUGGCGGGUCUUUGUGAUCAAGCGCAGCCAUAUUUCUUUUCGUGGAUCUUUCUUACCAAGGGCAAGGAAAGUGCGGAUCCCAAUACUGACAGAAAUGAUUUUGUCGAUUUUGCGCGUAUCGUAACCUGGUUGUUGUGUAGUGGCAGUGUAUUGAGUAACGGUUACACAUGGCUAAGGAAAACAGCGAUUUAUCUGGCAGACAACAGCCGUCACCGCGCAACGUGAACAUCUAUGACGCGACCAACUCAUUUGUAAAAAAGAUGACAACCAAGAUGACAGAUUUGAUACCACAAUCCUUACGACUUUCCAAAUGGUUCAAUUCAACUGAAAAUAUUGCUGAUACAUUAGAUGGUAAGGAGAAUACAGAAAAUGCAGAAUUUGAGGAAGGACAACCUCCUCCUAAUAAGCGUAUUCGUAUGGAUAGAAUUUAUCCACCUGGUACAUUUUCUAUACAAACAAGAACAAAAAGUACGGUAAACACUCUUGAUCUUUCUAAAGAACAACCUUCUGUUCAUAGUAACAUGACAGAAGAAUUUUUAGAUCAAGCAACACCUGGACCAAGUGGUCUAAGCUGUUUGAUGUCUUCAACAGUACAAGCAGACAUUAGGGAUGUGACAUCUCACAAGUCUGACUUAAAUUCUUUAACUUCAUUGACUAAUGAUGGAAUUACUAACGGUACAGAUGAUAAUUCGGAAUCAAGUGAAACUAGUGGAUGUAGUUCGCUUAUUCAACAAAUGAAUAGAUUUGAAGGACCAGCUUUAUAUAGUUCUACAUUUUCUAGUAGAAAGAGACAUAUUGAUGAUAAAUUGAGAUUUACAAGUUCUUUACAAUCUUCAAAGUCUUCAUUUUUAAACAGUAGUUCUCGUGAGACUUUAAGCAGUCGUAGACCUAGAUUUAAUGAAUCAGUUGUGACAAAUGUUCUUCAACGCACAUCUGCUUUAUCUUCUCCUUUUUAUGAUGGUAAUACUACUUUUGGGGGUGCGAAUACAGCAGGGUUUUACAGCCACAAUCGUAAUUUUUUUAACAAUAGUUUAAAUCAGUUAGAGCUUAAAGUACCGAAAAGGACAAAUGUUGUAGUUACUCCUUCUAAUGUCACAGAAAGUGAUUCGUCAGGCAUGAGUCAAACCGCUAAAAAAAUAUUGGAAGCUUUGGAACAUUUCUCGUCACCUAUAUCUGAUGCAAAAAAAAUUCCAUUGAAGAACGCGAGUAGUGCCGUUUUCUCGAUAUUAAGCAGAAAAAGAGCAGAAGGAACUAAAAAAAUUGGUUUACGUCAUUUGGCUCGUGAAUUAACAGUACCAACCGUCCCGGACAUAUUGACAUUAAAGAGGCGACAGAAGUUACAAGAUACAACGCUCACUGUUAGAAAGAUAGUUUCUGCACGCAGUAAUCCACCGCCGUCUUCGCAAGAAUAUUGGCUAAGAGUGGAACUUAAUGAUGGUGAGAAGUAUCGCGGAAAGCUGAAAGGCAAAUCCAAGGUUAAUUUGGAACAAGAAGAAACUGUAAUGCCCGUAAAUUUGCCGAACAUACCUCUACCGAUAACUACUUUACCUAAUUUCAACUUUUCGAUACCAGCUCCUAGUGUACAUUUUGCUGCAGGCAAAACUGUAGCUAAUAAGGAAAAUACAUUUACUUUUGCCAGUCCCAUUAAGAUGAUCAAUGUCGAAGAAGAUGUGGAGCCUGUUAAAAGCUUCACUUUCAGUAAUCCAAUAGAUAUAUAUGAUAGUGGGAAUAAAACAAAAACGAAUGAUUUAAGUUCGUCUUCAUUAGCACAGAAUACAGGUUCUGUCAUAUCUUCUGUUGAUGGUACAGCUAUGCCAAAUUUCAUCUGGUCUGGCUCAUCCACAGCGCCUAGAUUAAAAGCAAAAGUGAAAGAUCGCCAGGAUAACUCAAUGGAAUUCGCAAUGCUUGUCAAACCGAAAAUGGAAAAUAUUACAGAUUUAUUACGUCAAAAAUCGAACAAAACUGACUCUGAUGCUAUUGGACAAUCAGACUUGAAACUGACUUCCGAGAAAACACAUACCGUUAAGACCGACAAUAUAUCUGCAAGUAUAACUUCAAAUAUCAAAAGCACGUCUAUUUCCAAAUCUUGGGAAUGUAGUGAAUGUUUAAUCAGGAACAAUGACAUAGAUAAGCAGUGUAAUGCGUGCAAAGUUCUUCGACCAGAUCUUGAAGAUAAAUCUUUGUCGACUUUAACGUCAACAACAGACAUUGUUGUACAAACAAAGCCAGUCGCAAAUGAUUGUUUUGGAUCUCAUUUCAAACUAUCUAAAGAUCAAUGGGAGUGCACAAGCUGUUAUGUAAGAAACAAACGGAGUGAUAAUAAAUGCGUAGCGUGCUGUAUGCCAAAAUCAGAAAACAAUACCGUGCAACAAACUAUCAAGCCUCAAGCCAACCUAAUGGAGAAGUUUAAACCUGCCGCAGGAUCGUGGGAAUGUUCUGGGUGUUUGUUGAGAAAUGCCGAAAAUGUUCUUACAUGUCCUUGUUGCGAUGCAUCUAAACCUAACUCCUUAAAAAAAAUCUCAGAUAAAAGGAGAAACAAAGAAACUAUUACAGAGAAUAAUACUGUUGACACAGAAAACAUAGCAAUGCAGGCAUCUGCAUCUAACAACUCUGAUAUAAUGAAUAAAUUUAAACCAAGCAAAGAUUCCUGGGAGUGUCCGGGAUGUCUUGUUAGAAACAACAGUUCUGUCACUACUUGUCCUUGUUGUGGUACCACUAAACUCAAUUCCGGUGAUGAGCGAACUAUGAGAGAGCACCUACCAACUAACGGGUUUGGAGAUAAAUUUAUCAAGCCUAAAGAUGCGUGGAAUUGUGAUUCUUGUUUGUUACAAAAUGACGCAAAGCGUAUGGAGUGUAUAGCAUGCCAAGCUCCAAAACCUGGUGUUACAAAAAUCACUAAGUCUUUAUCAAAUACUGAUUCUAUCUUGCAAUUUAAAUUUGGCAUACCAUCAAGUACAUCAAAUGUAUCUAAUCAUUCAAGUGGAUUCAAGUUUGAUACAGAUAAGGCUGAUUCUCAAUCAAAAUCCGAUACUGCAUCUUUAAAUGGAUUCAAGUUUGUUAGUGUGGAUGCAUUACAACAAAACAGUGGUGCGGCACAGUUUACAUUUGGUCUUAGAGAAGAGAACAAAGUCACGAGCGAAGCAGCCAAGAGCAGUAGUGUCAUAACGUCUUCUAUUAGUACAGGACUUAAUACAAAAACACUUGAGGAAUCUGAGUCUACUAAAAAGGAUUCACAAAAUAAGCAAGAAACUUUCAACACGCCAACAGAUAACAAUUUAACGAUAGUAAAUGAGAAACCAAGUACAAGCAUUGUUGCAACUAGCACUAUGGUGAUUACUCCAAUCUUUACAUUUGGUGUGAAAAAAUCAGAUUCUGAACAAACUGCUUUGAAUAAGGAAAAAGAAAAGUCAACCACUGCGAUAGAAAGUGUUAAGUUAACGGAAGAAGCAGUAAUAACAACAAUAAGCGAGUCAACACCAAUCACCAAUAAAAUAACUUUACCAACCCCAAUAUUUUCAUUUGGCGUACCAAGCACUAAAAGUACUGAUGCUAUUGCGUUAUUUGGUAGUACUGCUUCCACAAAUGCAACAAUACCUUGUCUUCCAACCUUUGCUCAAUCAACUUUUACUUUUUCCGAUUCAAAAAUAAUGUCUCAGCCGUCUACAACAAUAACAAACUUUGGUCAAGUUCUGACAUCAUCCACCGCCUUAUCUACAAAUUUGUCGUUCGGAGAGAACAAAGUAGUCGAAACUAUUGCUUCGUCAUUUACUAAGUCAAAAAAUGAUGUCUCGACUACCUCUUCUAUAUUUCCGAUUGUCUCGAGCUCCACAUCGUUUUUCAACAAUAAUACAAUUAACAACGAAACGAAAACGACAAUGGCGUUUGGCUCAGACAAGUCGGCGUUUACCACGACGUACAACAAACCAUCUGGAUUUGGCACAACUGAAAACAAAUAUCCAACAUUUGGCGGUAGCACCGAGGCUAAAUCUUCGAUUUUUGAGACGUCGGAAACAAAAUUGCCGGUAUUCAGUCCAUCCUCACAAACACCCGCAUCGAAUUCCCUACCAACUUUCGGUGCUUUUGGAAGUAACAGCACUCCCGUUUUUGGCAGCGUUACAACACACGGUUUUAGCGCCGUUACAACGACACCUACAGUAUUCUCGACCACCAAAUCUAACGAACCUACCAUCGCGUCGAACUCAUCUCUAUUCACAUUCGGUUCGGCAUCGUCGCAACAAUCAACAAGCGGUGGAUUUAACUUUACUGCUAACGCUAAUUCGGCUAUGAAUUCUCCUGCUGCGAAGCCACUUUUCACAUUUGGCAGCAAUUCGAGUAUAACACAGAACAGUCAUAAUGUGUUUGACGGCAAUACGUUCGCAACUACUGCUUCUUCAACAAAUACUCCUAAUUUUGCGUUUAAUCCUAAACAAGAGACAUCGAUAGCAUUCGGUCAAGGGACAACUCCAAUAUUUGGCACACAAACGGAUCCACAGACUCAAGUGAAGUCUUUCCCGUCUAGUGCUCCAUCCAGUACAGGAUUUAAUUUUGGAUCUACAGCUUCUGCUGCAACAUCAGGUUUUAACUUUGGAGGAAUGCCAUCUUCAACACCAAGUGGAGGAUUUAAUUUUAAUCCUCUUACUACUUCCACUCCAGCAGUGGCUUUUGACCCCAAUAGUCGACCUUCGUUCAACUUUACUAAAGGGAGUGCACCGACAUCAUUUAAUGCUACACCUCAAUCAACGGGAUCCCAACCACGGAAAAUCAAAAAAGCAUUUCGAAGAUGCGUGCGGUAGAAAGCGUGUGACCUGUAAUGUUUAUGCAUACACUCAGGUGCGUCUCUGCGUCUUUACAUUUGUCUAUGUAUCUGGGUGUUUUCUGUAUGUACGUUAAACGCGUUAUGCAACCAUAGUGUACAAUGAAAAUUCUGUCAUAAAUUAAUCAAUUAUGUAUUAAUGUGGUGAUAUAUAACAAGCAUAUUUGUAAUAUAGUAAUCUGAAGCUAAGACUACACGAACAUGCUUGUAUACAGCCACUUUUGUUCUCUCUCUCUCUUCUCUCCUCUCUCUCUCCUCUCCUCUCUCUCC